Messenger RNA from Drosophila obscura, 2704 nucleotides. Its product is annotated as dynein-1-beta heavy chain, flagellar inner arm I1 complex-like. The record is from RefSeq and is a predicted model, not a curated record. Lineage: Eukaryota; Metazoa; Arthropoda; Insecta; Diptera; Drosophilidae. The coding region runs from base 59 to 2704 and encodes 881 amino acids. The transcript is spliced from 4 exons.
CCGAUUUCAAUCUGUUUAUGUAAUUUAAAAUCUGGAAAGAUUGCAAUAUUUAAUUAAAAUGCUUGAAAGUGAAGCCGACAGUCUUUUAACAAGCGCAAACCACGAUAAAGAUUUUGGUAACAACUUAAAAGAUGAUUUUUUGGAGACAUCUCAGAUUAUUUUACAGUUGGAAAAUACCAAAGAAAUGGAACUUGAACAACUUGUUAAAUCUGUUCAGAGGAUGACGGUUUUAUAUUCAUUAGAUAACCGCGACUGGAAUAAAACAUUGCUGGAUAUAAUUAAAAGAUGGUUACUACACGCAGCAGAACCUGUUCUGACAAUUUUUUAUGAUUGCAACAUUCUAACAGGAUGUCUUGGAUUUCCAGUUGCCCCGGUCCUAGAUUUAUGCUACUUUAUUCGUUCAUCAAAUCAAAACUUCUCAAUAGAUACCUUUCAUGAUUUGGUUAACUAUGGAACAAUUCAUGAUGAUGUAGAUGGCUGCCUCUUAAGUAUAUUGGAAUUUGUUUAUGCUCCCGUCUUCCGUAAUUUUAAAGAAUGGGGAGAUAAUGUAAAGCAGCGUUUUUGCACAGCCCUAGAUAAGUUUCUGGCCUUUUUAACAGGAGCAUAUUUCAAAAUGUCUGGCAUGACGGUUUUAUAUGUACCAUAUGUCGUAAAACAAAUCGAUCGGGAAAGCAUAUCAUAUGAAAGAGAGUUUGUUAAGAACUUGGAAGUUAUUGCAGUAUCCUGGGCUACUCAAAUUCGAACACUACUAAAUGACAAAACGCUGCCAGUUUCUAAUGAAUUUAUUAGUGUUGAGGAUGAGUACGAGUUUUGGUUAUAUCGUUUCGAAGUUUUACAAGGCCUUAACGCACAACUAGAACAAGCUGAUGUUCAACAAAUAAUAAGAGUACUGCGUAACACUCAUUCGGUAUAUAUAAAGCAGAUUGAUGAACUAAUAUAUGAAUCGAAGCAUGAAAUGGAUGAAGGAAUGUCAAAUAUAAAAUUUUUACAUCUGCUUAUGAAUCCUUGCGCUGAAAUAGAUUUAGCUAAUAGCCCAGUAUUUGUUUCACAGCUUAUACCAGGAAUAAUUCAUUUAAUUCGAUUCAUUUGGUUAAAUUCAGAAAGUUAUAAUCGGCGUGACUUGAUAACUGGGCUGUUCCGAGACUUAAGCAACCAAAUAAUACGCUUCUGUACGGAAAUAACUAAUGUUGAUAAAAUACUUUCUGGUAGUUCAAGAUUCGGAAUAAAAAUGUGCAACAUGUGCAUUGAUUGUUGCUUGACUUAUAAAGGAAUGUACGAUCUUAUGUCAAAAGAACAUGGAAAAAUCAAUAAUGAGUAUGGUUGGAAUCUGGACAAUGCUAUGAUUUUUAAUCAUGUAGAUGCAUUUAUGGAGCGGCUUAAUGACGUUAUUGACAUAUGCGAAUCAAUGAUUGUGUUUGGUCGAUUAGAUGAAACUGAGAGUAUACCUAAGCCACAAUUUGGAGGCACCAGUGGAGGUGAAUUUGAGACAACAUCUGCUCGCGUUGAGACUCACUUUCUGGCCACACUGACAGCAUUAAGUACCGAUUCGAAAGAGUUAAUAUUAAAUGUGAAUAAAAAUGAAUGGUACGAAGAAGUAAUAAAAUAUCGACGAACAGUUCAAAGUAUGGAAGAAACCGUUCAGCGUUUAAUGUCCAAUGUCUUUCAGCAUGUUUGUAAUAUUGAAGAGGCCUUAGAGACGCUGAACAUCUUAUUAUUUUAUUCAUAUCGUAGUACAAUUCGUAAGACAUUUUUACGACAAGUCUCAAAUGUGUGGGUUAUGUUUGCAACUGAAAUAGAUAGUACUUCGCAAAUGCUUAUGGAUCGUAGUAAGUUACACGAGUCUUGGGUCCCGUACUAUGCUUCGCGUGCUGUUGGGUACCACAUCAAUCUAGAAAGAUUAAAGUGGUUACGAAAUCGAUUAAAUUCUUCAGAAUGGUUGCCUAAUGUAUCCGAGGCUGCCAUUGUGCUGUUCAAAUAUGAAAUUCUUCGCAAAGAAUUUGAUAAAGAGAUUAAAAAGAUAUAUGAUGAAUGGCAGAAAAAUUGUUGUAUGUUGAACCAAAAACUGGAUCGAAAUCUCAUUAUCCGCAGUAAAAAAAAAAAGGGUUUAAUAGAAUGUAAUAUUGACCGCACAGUAUUAACUAUUUGUGAACAAGCAGAACAUUUUGAGCGCCUUGGAUUUGGAGUACCUGGACCUGUUCGAAAAAUAUAUGAAAAACAUGAAACUCUACGUUUUGUAUAUAAUAGUGUAGUGCAGGUGUGCCUUAACUACAAUCAUAUACUAUCAGCUCUUUCAGAGCAAGAAAGAAAACUUUUUCGUGCACUGAUUCAAGCGUGUGAUCGCAAGAUUGCACCUGGGAUUUUUAAAUUAACAUAUGGUGGUGAACUUAGUGAUGCCUACAUUGCAGAUUGCGCAAAGCAUACUAAUAAGCUUCAAGAAACAAUGGAUAUAUAUAAGCGAGCAAAUCUACAUGUUGCCCGUACAUGCGAAAAAAUCUGCGAUACUCCAAUGCUUAAAUUUAAUUUCGCAGGUGCGGUUAUAAUAUCACUUUAUGAAUAUCAAUUGACGAACUAUAUCCGUCGUGUUACAAAUUUACUUCGAGGCUACUAUAACACUAUUAUCGAUUUAUUGUUUGCUGUAUUUAAGGAGUUCCAAUCGGUCAUUGAUGAUCUUUGCUCUAAGGAUUUGCUCUGCACAGUGGUCUGA